Messenger RNA from Diachasma alloeum, 1879 nucleotides. RefSeq names its product V-type proton ATPase subunit H (gene VhaSFD). The coding region runs from base 150 to 1703 and encodes 517 amino acids. Gene Ontology annotation, molecular function: proton-transporting ATPase activity, rotational mechanism; protein binding. The transcript is spliced from 6 exons. The record is from RefSeq and is a predicted model, not a curated record. NCBI's taxonomy places the organism in Eukaryota, Metazoa, Arthropoda, Insecta, Hymenoptera, Braconidae. Gene Ontology annotation, cellular component: vacuolar proton-transporting V-type ATPase, V1 domain; lysosomal membrane. Gene Ontology annotation, biological process: proton transmembrane transport.
CCCGAACCAGACGGUGUCUUGUGAUCGAACAGCUGAACAGUGAAACAGAGUAGAAUAUUUAAGCCACUCCAGUUGCAGAAAAAAAUUCAUAGAAAACUCUCGUGGCAGCAGAGUUGGUGUGAUCCUGCGACAGAAGGAAUUGCACAAUUAUGGCCGAUCGCAACAACAUAAAUCAGAUGAUUCCGGCACUGCCAGAGGAGAAACACGAUAUGCUGGCAGCCACUAGUGUUUUGCAGCAGCAAGCCUCUGACAUCAGAAAUCAGAAGAUCAAUUGGCAGUCUUAUUGCCAAUCUCAGAUGAUCUCGAAGGAGGACUAUGACUUCAUCGUAGCCUUUGACACGAACGAAUCAGCUGUCAAGGACGCAAUGCUCAAGGAGAAUCCCAAUCAAGCAGCCAAGACUUUUUUAAAUCUCCUGGGACACGUCUCCAAGGACCAAACGAUCCAGUACAUCCUCACAAUGAUCGACGACAUGCUCCAGGAAGAUCGUAGUCGUGUAGAAAUAUUUCGAGAGCACUCGAACAGAAAGCGAGAGUCCGUCUGGGGCCCAUUCCUCAAUUUACUCAAUAGGCAGGAUGGCUUUAUCAUGAAUAUGACAUCGAGAAUCAUCGCCAAACUGGCCUGCUGGAGUCAUGAGCUCAUGGAGAAGACAGAUCUCCAGUUUUACCUCACUUGGCUCAAGGAUCAGCUUCAGUUGAGUUUUGAGGCUGUGCAGGAGACAAAUAUGCAUGCCGAGGUGGUGCAAGACUUGACCCCCAACGAACCUGGAGAGGCCACUGACCUCCAAGAAAUGCCCAGUCUGAACAACGAGUACAUUCAGUCGGUCGCGCGCUGCCUCCAGAUGAUGCUGCGCAUCGACGAAUAUCGUUUCGCCUUCGUCUCAGUCGAUGGGAUCUCGACGCUGCUGAGUGUCCUGUCUGGUCGCGUCAACUUCCAAGUGCAGUACCAACUCAUCUUCUGCCUGUGGGUCCUCACCUUCAACCCCCUCCUCGCCGAGAAGAUGAACAAGUUCAACGUGAUUCCCAUUCUCGCUGACAUUCUCAGUGACUCCGUCAAGGAGAAGGUGACUCGCAUCAUCCUCGCUGUCUUCAGAAAUUUAAUCGAGAAGGUGGAGGACAAUCAGGUGGCCAAGGAGCACUGCAUCGCAAUGGUCCAGUGCAAAGUGCUGAAGCAGCUGUCGAUUCUCUCCCAGCGAAAAUUCGACGACGAGGAUAUCACAGCGGACAUUGAAUUCCUGAAUGAGAAACUCCAGGCAUCUGUCCAGGACCUGAGCUCGUUCGACGAGUACUCGACUCAGGUGAAGUCCGGACGCCUCGAGUGGUCGCCAGUCCACAAGUCCAGUAAAUUCUGGAGGGAGAACGCCAGUCGCCUCAACGAGAAGAACUACGAACUCCUGCGCAUUCUGGUGCACCUCCUGGAGACCAGCAAGGAUCCGCUGGUCCUCAGUGUCGCCUCGUUCGACAUUGGGGAGUACGUGAGGCACUAUCCACGUGGAAAGCACGUUAUUGAACAGCUCGGUGGCAAGCAGAGGGUCAUGCAACUGCUGAGCCACGAGGAUCCCAACGUGAGGUACGAGGCCUUGAUUGCCGUUCAGAAACUCAUGGUCCACAACUGGGAGUACCUCGGCAAGCAGCUCGAGAAGGAGACUGGGGUCUCCGCAGCACCAGGCACCAAACCUGGCUCGCAAGUUGCCACCAAGGCAUAAGUUCAUUGUUGUUGAUUUACUGUUAAUGUGGUUUGAGGGGAGGAGAGUUUUAAUUUGCUCGUUAAUCUGGUUUUCCUUUUUCAAAUUGAUUCGACGGAAUUAGAUGUCAACAUUCCAUAACUCGCGGAUUUUAAAUUUCAGGUGUUCUGUAAAGAAAAUUAUGAAAUUACUCCCCA